CGACCUGGCUCCGCUUUCGCCAGAGCAAGCCCGGCCCCCUCGGGUCCUCAAACAGGUUGCAUUACACACACGGGUGGGGCCUUUAUUUCAUUUUCGCACUCGCACGACGGCCACUGGGUCUUUGCGCGAACAACAAAAAACCGCACCAGGGACUCAACGGUCGGACGCGAGCACCCUCCGCCGAGCCUCCUUCUCCUCCUCCUCCUCGCCGCUGCAGACCGCCGCCGAUCGCCCGCCAUGUUCCGCUGCGGGAUCGCCUACCCUCGCUGCAGGUGGAUCGUGCCCCUGCUGCUGCUCUUCGCCAUUAUUUUCGACAUCAUCGCCAUCGCCGCCACCUGGGGGUGGGUGGAGGACGAGGACGCCGAGUCCCACUACGCCAGCAUGUGGGAGCAGUGCCGCGGCCGGAACGACCAGUGGGACUGCAAGUCGCUCAUGGAGUUCUCUUGGGCCCAGGCAGUGGCUGCUCUAAUGAUCAUCGGCCUCCUCAUCCUGAUCGUCGCCUUCAUCGUCUCUUGCGUGGCUCUGUGCUGCACAUUGAACAUCACUCUCCUGCCCUUCAUAGGAGUACUGCUGAUUGUUGUUGUGGUUCUCCAGGUCAUCGCUCUGAUCAUCUACCCCGUCAAGUUCAACGAGCAGAUCUUCGAGGGUCACUAUUACUACACCUGGGCCUACGGCUUCGGUUGGGGCGCCACCAUCCUCUGCAUUGGGUGUGCCGUUCUCUUCUGCUGCCUGCCACGCUAUGAGGAUGAGCUGACCGGCCUGGCCAAGAAGAAAUACAUCUACACGUCUGCUUAAAGACAAAUGCUGCACACCAACCAAAUCGCUGCCAUGUCCAGUUUUCACUCUGACCUGGAUCUGUCCUGAACAUUCUUACACUGUACCAUUUUAUCAAAUAUCCACGAGGCCCCAGUUCAGUUAAAUUUGGUUCAGCAGUGGAAAGCAAGGGGCGAUUCUUAGAGGAAUCAUUCGUGGACUGUGAUUGGAUGUUACAACUGUUAAUGUACAGACCUCUAUUUUAGAUUAAGCCAGCAUCAUAAAUGUUUUUUACCAUGGUAUUUUUCUCACAUUCUGCAUUUAAAGGGAAACAUAUUUUCUCAUUCUGUCUGUACUUUUUACCUGCACCUCUCAAUGCAAGAUCACCCAAGUGCACUUAACCCAAGGGAUGUCACGAAGUAGAAAGCGCAGUCUAGGCCUGAUUUAUCUUAGAGCUCAUAAAGCCUUUGUAAAAGACUAAUCCAGACUAAAAUUUUGUUUCGUAUUGAAUCAGAUUUUUAUCUGAUGUACAGUGUGUGUCUUUUCUGUACAUUGCUGUGCAUAAUGUUGAAAGGAAACAAAGGCUUGGACUCACAAACUAAAUGUGAUCUAAACAUACAGAGAUGUUUUGUAGUUUUAACAGUUGUGUUUGCAGCUUUUUUAAUGCUUUUUUUUAUAUUCUCAUUUUCCGUUUCCAGAAUUUUGUAUUCUUAUUGACUUAUUACCAAAGGGGUAUAACUGUGGGGUUCGCUGUCCUGUCUUUUUAUCUCUUUAACAUUGCUAAAGAUAUACUUCAUGAGGCAAAUUGGUGUGGUGGUUGAUAUGAUACAGAGGAAGAGGAGGUGUGUGUAUUUUCUGACUUAGCUAAAGCUGUUGCCGUCAUUUUAAAAUUCACAUGAGUUCCCAUUGAGUUUGAUAAUUAAUCUGUCUAAAUUUAGAUAACAUAGUCUUUCUCAAAAAAUGACUCAUGUACCAUUUGGCCCAGACUUUUUCUGAUAUGUCCUUCAAGAGAUCAGUUCAUUUAGAAUUUGUUAACAAAUUAACAAAUUCUACCAUUCCAUGAACAAAAUAAUCUUUUUGUUUUUCAACACUGCUUCGAAAUAGAAAAGAAAAGACCCAAAUUCCUUGAAAAAAAUCGUCCAAUCUUUUUAUUUUCCGGCAUUCAAAUAUUGAUAGUGCUACUUUGACGAGACACUGAGGCCAAGGUAUAAAAUCUUCUGGCAUACCGUGUGUAACUCUUGUGCCUUAGAUUCUGCUCUGUUGUGUUGUUUUAUUAAACUGGUCAGUCUGGUUUUAAUGACUCUUUUUUUUCACAAGUCGCCAUUCUGUUGAGACCAAAUUCAUGCCCCAACAAGACCAAAUAACUUUGUUUUAUGACCUGAGCGUUCACAGGAAAUAUCUGUUGCUUGAUCUUAGAUUAGUUGUCAAAGGCAACAGCUCAACUUGUUGCGUUUAUUGAUGCACUCGGGAGUCUUUCUGUAAGAUUUUACGCAGAGUAAGGACAUAUUCAGGCAGGUCUACACUCUGCCUGUAUGUCUCACGGGUGAAGUGAAAACAUGCUUUUAUCUACAGGCAUGAAUCUGUUCGCAGCUUCAGCUUUUUGAAUCAUUAUGAGUCACUGUGUGGGUAAAUAGUCUUCUAUAGAAAAUGUCUUACUUUCAUGCGCUUCUGGAAAUCACCCAGCUAUUUUCUGCUGUAGUAGGAGUUGAUUAUAUUUGGUAGUCUGUAUAUUUUUAUUCAAUAAAGAAUUACUUUUUUGAGGA
Molecule: messenger RNA, 2516 nt
Organism: Scophthalmus maximus (turbot)
Lineage: Eukaryota; Metazoa; Chordata; Actinopteri; Pleuronectiformes; Scophthalmidae
Gene: perp
Product: p53 apoptosis effector related to pmp22
Exons: 3
Coding region: 238-795 (185 amino acids)
Biological process (GO): cell-cell adhesion
Cellular component (GO): cell-cell junction; membrane
Source: RefSeq, a predicted model, not a curated record